ACUUAGGGAAGAAGUUUGCUAGGUCUCACGGUUCAUUGGAAUUACGACCAAGUCUGUAACAGUUGGUAUCGGAGCACAAGAUUUGAAGGAAGAUGAAAGGUGGAAGUGAGUCUACCAACGUGACCAAGGGAGGCGAGAAGAAGACCAAGAUCUAGAGAUCUUGCUCAAGGGAGACCAUGGACGCUUUUGAAACAAGGCUAGCAAGGGGUGAAAUUGCCAUCGCCGACGGGGAGGAGAAUUUCGAGGAGAUGAGGCAAGGCAUGGAUGAGUUCUACUUAACCACCGCCAUUUCCAUUGUCGAGUCCCUUAUCCUGUUCAAGAAGCCUGAAAAAACAAAGCCAAAGGAUCAGGACAGAAAGGAAAAGAGUGGGGGAGAUCACGACCGAGGCAAAGAAACGAUCAAGAAGACGAAGGGAGCCAAGAAGUACAAGGUUGGAGAGAGACCUCCACUAAAAUGCUUCUUUUAUGAGUGUCCACAUAAGGCAAGGAAGUGCCUGAAAAAGGCAAAACUCUCGGCACUGAUGGAAGAAAUAGAGGAGCAAGAACGUGAAGAGGAGAGAGUAGGAUCCUUAUAACCCCUCAAUGCGAUCAAGGCAGAGGUGGAUAUGCCUUGUUUGUAGAAGCCAAGAAGGGCAUGUUUCUAUCUUAACUCCUAAUUUUUAGUUUCUUCUAGUUCUUUUCAGUUUUUUACAUACACUUCAUGAGCGUGAAGCUGUUUAAAGAUGAUUGGAGAAAUAAAUAAAUAGGAUUAACACACAUGGAGUACAUCAUAUUCCCAAACAUGGAUACGCGAAUACCAUAGACGGAAUCUUGGUGCACGUGUUCUUGACACCAGUGAUGAGUAUGAACAACUUCUCAAGCAUGAACAACCAAUUACGUUUAGUGGGGAAGUGAGUGCUUUUACAAUACUUGCAAUUAUUUGUGCAUGCAUUUGCAUUUGGAUGACUUGUGGCAGCACUUCAGUGCCCAAACCCUUUAGAGAGUAAUAAUUUGCUAUACCAUUAUAGAUUUUAUAGUAGUAUUUGUUGUUCACAAAAAGAAAUAAUGAUUUAAAACAAGAUAGGAUUGUGAAGGAUCUAUACAGAAAAGCUUCUAUAAGAGAUUCCUGUUAUGGAUUUAUUACCAAAAUUUGCAGUAAAAAUGUAGGAGCAGCUGACACUGUCUAGGGAGUAAAGUUUUCAAAUUGGAAAAAGCAUUUAGUCAGAUUGAACUUAUGCCAAUUCUGAGAUUUUUGUUUGUUUGCAGUUGUAGUUAAGUUUUUAGCUUUCCCUAUGCAAGCUCCAUAGUCCACAGAGAGGGACCGAUUCAUAGAUGUAUGAAAUUACGAAUAAUGGGAGAAUGUGUUG
Messenger RNA from Cuscuta campestris, 1346 nucleotides. NCBI's taxonomy places the organism in Eukaryota, Viridiplantae, Streptophyta, Magnoliopsida, Solanales, Convolvulaceae. The record is from the annotation of a GenBank genome assembly.